Messenger RNA from Psylliodes chrysocephalus, 766 nucleotides. The record is from the annotation of a GenBank genome assembly. Lineage: Eukaryota; Metazoa; Arthropoda; Insecta; Coleoptera; Chrysomelidae.
UUCACAAGUGAUGUAAAUAAAAUAAUUUUUUUUGAGUAAUAUUUUAAAUUUUUUUGGAGAUAUUUAAUCAUGGGCUUAUCCAGACAAGAGGUAAACUUGAGAAGGCUGCUAGCGAAGUGCGAAUUAAUGUGUAAGAGCAGAAAAGAAGACGACAGGAUCGAAAAAUAUGUAGAAACUCUAGAAGAUAUGUUGCAAGAAGUAAAAAAGUUGACAGAGUCCAGUGAAUCGAUAAAUAAUUAUUAUAAAAGGAUUAAGGAUAUCAAAAUUGUACUAGGAAUAAGUACAGAUAAAUACAAAGAUGAGCAGAAUUUAGAAAGCCUGAGAAAUGAUUUAUUAGGAUUAAGGCAUAGAAAUGUAGACAAACCCUCUCUGACUGGUUCCGGUGAUUUUGAUAAAGUCAUAGAAUACCAUGAAAGCAUGCAAAGCAAAAUUACCGAAGACAUGUUGUCUUUAACCAGAACUUUAAAGGAGCAAUCGGAGACUGCUAACAAAAUUAUUAAACAAGAUACAGAGGUAGUAUCCAAGUCUACUGAACUUACAGAAAAAAACUUUGGUAAACUCACAACAGAAUCUGCUAAAUUGGCGGAACAUUCGAAAAGAGCCUGGAAAUGUUGGAUGUGGAUUUUGUUGGCUAUAGUAGUAGUUAUUUUUAUUAAUAUGGUUCUUUUUAUGAAAUUGAUGAAGAAAAGAUACUAAAUAAAAGUGGUAAAAGAAAUUUACAUGUUGCUAUUUAUUUAUAUAUUUAUAAUAAAUUAUAUGCCAAUAA